Messenger RNA from Phialemonium atrogriseum, 1400 nucleotides. Its product is annotated as mitochondrial 3-hydroxyisobutyrate dehydrogenase. Gene Ontology annotation, cellular component: mitochondrion. Gene Ontology annotation, biological process: L-valine catabolic process. The coding region runs from base 471 to 1199 and encodes 242 amino acids. NCBI's taxonomy places the organism in Eukaryota, Fungi, Ascomycota, Sordariomycetes, Cephalothecales, Cephalothecaceae. The transcript has a single exon. Gene Ontology annotation, molecular function: 3-hydroxyisobutyrate dehydrogenase activity; NADP binding; NAD binding. The record is from RefSeq and is a predicted model, not a curated record.
CUCAUGCAACGGGAAACAGGCCGUUUCGACCAAAUUGUAGCAAAAUCUCUCCGUCAAUAAUAGGAAAGCCCUUGGUCCCAUCCGACUCUACGCACUUCUUCAGCCAAAAGUACCAACCAUUGGCUGGCCACGUUCCAUCCAGAGUCGACUUUACUUUCAGCUCCAGCAUCGAAAUACGCACGCGAAUUCACGUCAAUCAUGUCUUAUCCCAAUAAUCUGGGUUUUAUAGGGCUGGGCGUCAUGGGCUUCCCCAUGGUUCAGAACCUAGCCCGCAAGGUCCCAAGCACAACAUCAAUCCACGUGUUCGAUAUCUCGGAGGAGGUGGUGAAGAAGCUGGCGGGCGAGUUCCCCAAUACCGUCUUCGCCAGCUCGAGCGCGAAGGAAGUGGCGUCUAAAUCGGUACGUCUCGGCAGUUGCAAGAAACGUGGAUGGCCAAAGCCUAAUUAAUAGUUCAGGAUGUGGUACUGACCAUGGUCCCCGAGGGCUCGCAUGUCCGGUCCGUCUUCCUGACCCCGGGGACUGGCGUCUUGGAGGCCGAUUUGUCCUCCAAGUUAUUGAUCGACUGCUCCACUGUGGACACGGAAACCUCUCACGCCGUCCGACAACGGAUCCUCGAGGUAGCUCCCUCGGCAUCCUUUUUCGAUGCACCGGUAUCUGGGGGAUCCCUCGGCGCAGCGAAGGCCACCUUGACCUUCAUGCUUGGCUGCAGCGAUGAUGAACCCCAGCUGCCGACACUUCAGCUGCUGCUUGGAAUGAUGGGGACUUCCAUUUUCCCAUGUGGCGGGCCUGGCCUUGGACUCACAGCCAAGCUAUGCAACAACUACUGCUCUGGCCUCAUUGCCAUAGCCACCUCGGAGGCCAUGAACAUUGCCAUGAAAUCGGGCAUGGACGCCAAAGUGUUGGCGAGGAUAUUCUCGACGAGCACAGCACAAAGCACCAUCUCAGACAAGUGGAAUCCGGUCCCAGGGGUUUGUCCAGAUGCCCCAUCCAGCCACGGAUACGAGGGGGGUUUUAAGAUACAGUUGAUGAGGAAGGACUUUGCUCUCGCUGUCGAAGCAGCAAAUCGUGUUCAAGCCAGGCUGGCCCUUGGAGAAGCCGGUCUCAAGACGUAUACAGAUGCGAGCAACGAUCCUGCCUGUCGAGACUUGGACUCGAGAGUAGUGUUUCGAUAUCUUCAAGGACCGGACGGGCGUAGUUAGUGCAUUGCCAGCGUGCCUGGAAGACAUUCUCCUGCUCCUUUUUAGAGUAUGGGCCUCUAGUGACCUAAUAGAUUCUCACGACGGAAAGUUGGAUAAUAAUUAUUACCACGUGGAGGGAACGGAAUUAUGAGACCUAGCAAUGACUUCCAUUAAUUAGUCAAUGUGAUGGUCACACUUCCAGCCCCUCGUUAUCUUUGCCCC